AUGAGACGGAAAAGUUUAGGGGAAACUUUUGUUAAUAGAUUUCCUUUAAGUGAACACAAAAGAUUUCGCAUGAACGACAUUUUUUGUGUUGUCUUUCAACAAUCUACUACUGUUUUAUCGUCUGCUCCAGAGAUUUUUCGUUCCCUGUACAAUCUUUCUGUAUUCAAUGAUUUAUCAAGCGAAGACAACGACAAGAAAAACAUAAAAAGAGAUAAAGAAACACAAAAUUGUUUUGCUGAAGACAAGUUUCCAACUUUCCGUGACAAUCUAUGUUUGUUCGUCUAUGAGAAUAUAGAAAAUAUACAUAAAAAACAUACUUUGCUUCCUUAUUUUCUUAUAAGACAAAUGUUGACUUUUAAUAUGACAAUCAUUUGUUUCCCUUCAACAAUCAACGUGUUAGCUUUAUCACGACAACGAAUCUCGUUAAGAAGUAUGCUAACUGUUAAAUAUUGUUUGGUUGUUGGAGAAAAGCUGCAAGGAUCGAAGAGGCUUAACAUAUACGUCCAUGAAAUUGAUAAAACAUUAGUUACUUGUCGCAAGUUGUUAUCGCCCUUCACUUCUUUGCUACAAUUACAAGAAUUCCAAUGGCGUCAACAAGUGCAGACUCAAAUUACUCUUAAAUAA
Messenger RNA from Clunio marinus, 624 nucleotides. The record is from the annotation of a GenBank genome assembly. NCBI's taxonomy places the organism in Eukaryota, Metazoa, Arthropoda, Insecta, Diptera, Chironomidae.